Molecule: messenger RNA, 2523 nt
Organism: Chrysoperla carnea
Lineage: Eukaryota; Metazoa; Arthropoda; Insecta; Neuroptera; Chrysopidae
Product: late secretory pathway protein AVL9 homolog
Exons: 7
Coding region: 105-2399 (764 amino acids)
Cellular component (GO): cytoplasm
Source: RefSeq, a predicted model, not a curated record
ACGGUCAUUUCAGUUCAAUUACAAAUGGCGGUAAGUGAACUGUCAAAUAAUGCAAAUAAUUUCAUAAAUCUAUUUAUGACAUGUUAAAAGUGUAAAUAUUUACGAUGAGUGAGUCAGAAAAUCCGAUUUUACAUGUGAUCGUUGUGGGAUUUCAUCACAAAAAAGGAUGUCAGGUCGAAUACUCAUAUCCACCAUUGGUACCGGAAUCACCUAAUGAAUGUCCACCAGGAUGGAAAUAUUUACCUACAUUAGCCUUACCUGAUGGUUCACACAAUUUUGAAAAUGACACGGCUUAUUUUCACCUUUCAAGUUUAACUGAUCCAAGAAAAACUGUUUUUGGUAUAUCUUGUUAUCGGCAAAUUCCCGUGGAGAAAUUAAAAAUAAAAACUGAUGAUAUUACUCGAAGUACUGUACAAAAGGCAGUAUGCGUUUUAAGUACAUUAUCAUUAUACGGACAUAUUCAAGUCAAAAUGUCUUUAAUCACACAUGCAUACUUUGAAGAAGGUGAUUUUAGUAAGGUUACACUACUUGAGGACACCUAUCACCAUCUAAACUCUUGUCUAUCUCAAACUCAAAUACCUUCACAAAUCUUUGUUGGUUUGUCAGCUAGAGAUUUAAUAUUACAAUGGCGUCACAAAGCCGUACUACUUUUUAAGUUACUUUUAUUGGAAAAACGUCUUAUAUUUUACAAAUCUCCAGUGCAACCGUUAUGCUCAACUAUUUUGACAUUACUCUCAUUACAUCCUGGCAUGAUCGAACGUGGACUUGAUCAAUCUGCAUGUGUUAAGCCAUCUAGACCUAUGUCACCGAUACCUGAUUUCGAAGAAUCAGCAGAUGAAGACGGACCUAAUAAGACUAAUCCACAAAAUGAAAUUCAAAACACGAAUCCACAAAAUGAAGUUAAAAAGAUUAACUCACAAACAGAACUAGAAAAAACAAAUUCAAAAUCUGAGAUUGGUGAUAUCAAUACAAAAGCUGAAAUUACAAAAGCAAAUUCAAAAACUGAAAUUGAUAAUUCGAAUAUAAAAACCGAAGUGGAUAAUGUUUCAAUUACUGAACAAAAAGUUGAAUCCAUUUCUCAAAAUGUUACCGCACCUGUUAAUUUAAACCAAAAUAAAAUGCAUUUACCUUCAACGACAAGUAAAUCGAAUAAAGAGGCUUCUUCUUUAGCCGAAAAUAUGUUGCCAAAUAACACUACAGACGCAGAAAAAACCGAUGCGGAAAAAAUGUUUGUUGAAGGGUCUGGUAUUUUAGGAGUACGGGAUGAAAGACCCACUUUACCUCGUGAUACAAGCAUAGAUACACUUGUUGAUGUUACCGCACAAAAUACAAUGACUUCGAUUGCACACAUAAAUGCCGAAGAGUGUGGAGCACCUUUAGAAAUAUUUACGCAUGGUUACUUAUGUUUUCCUUACCUUUCCUUGCCAUAUAUGGAUCUAUUAAGUGAUUGUAAUGUUCGAGGCUAUGUAGUGGGGGCAACAAAUGUUUUAUUCAAACAAAAACGGCAGUUAUCGGAUGUUUUAAUUGAAGUAGAUGGUACUCGUAUUGAAUCAUUGGAUCCCGAACUUAGACGACAAUUACAUUUAACUACGGAGGAUUUAAGAUUUGCCGAUUUUGUCGUAAAACAUGUUUCUGAAGAAAGGCAUGAUGUCUUUUUGGAUGGAGUCGGUUGGGAAGGUGGGGAUGAAUGGAUUCGUUCACAGUUUAGAGUUUAUUUGUUAUGUUUGCUGCGGACAUCACUUUUACAAGAUAAUUCGAGAGAAAUUGAGCAUUUUAAUUCGAGCUUUAUAUCUGCAUGGAAAGAUACGCAUAAUUAUAAAACCUGGAUAAGUGGAGAACAUUCAAACAUUUUAGAAUUAAACCCGGGACAUCCAUUUGCUGGACAACUUUCAGUCGCUGAUAUGAAACUUCGAUUGGCUCAUACGAUGCAGAAUACUGAGAGCGGACGAAAGAUAAAUCAGGCAAUGGUCUCAACUGGUCGAGCAGUUGCCACAACAGGUCGAGCAGUUGGUGGCGCUUUUACACAGGCAAAAGGAGCACUAUCAAAUUGGUGGAGUAAUUUAACUACAGUAAGUCCUGAAAACGAUCAAAUGGUUGACAAUGAACAAAAUAUGGAGAACGAAAAUAAUUUACCUGAACUAGGAGAAGAUGUUGUUUACAAUGAAAAUCAACAAAAUGUUUUACAGGAUGAACAAAUUGAUAUGAAACAAGGUAUUGAAACAAUUGCACAAAAUCAAAGAAUAAUUGAAUCUUCAGAUAUUACAAAAAAAUCUGAAAAUUUUGAGGUAACACAAAAAAAUGAAGUAAAUGUUCAAAAUAAUUUAGAUGAUAAAAAUAGCAGGGUUCAUGACGAAUUAAAGGAUAAUGUAUAUAAACCAGGUGAAAUAAAUACUGUUUAGUUCGAAAAUAUCACAAAUUUGUAACUAUCCAUAUUUUACUUGGUUUAAUAUGUAUUUAUAGGGUAGUUGACUCAAACUCAAACUGUUCCUAAAUUUUUUUAUCAGUAUUUUUAAAAACAGGAAA